UGCUCACAACCCGUCCGGACAGGACCUGGACCUGGUCUGGAGGCAGCCUCGCUAAAUCCCAGACCAGGAGGAGGACGAUAUGGACCGAGCGAAACCGACACCCGAGCCGUUCUAGGCCCGAUGGACGCUAUAACCUGGAUUUAGUUUUGAGUGGAAUAAAUCCUCUCCAUCUCGGUUCGCUCAGACGGAUUAAAAGAAACCGAAUCAUUCUAAUCGGAAUUCCGCUCAGGAUUAGGCUGAUCCUGGUUUCAAGUGGACUCCGCCUGGUCCCGCGGACACAGUACUGGUUGUGGUCACCAUGCCGACGUCCCGGCCCGGUUCGGAGCCGGUGGAGUUCUGGGUGGACGGUUCUCGGAGGGACGGGACGGUGGAGGAGUUUUACACCCUGAGUUCCGAACUGGGCAGAGGAGCGACGUCCAUCGUGUAUCGCUGCGAAGAAAAAGAGAAGAAGAAGCCGUACGCCGUCAAAGUCCUCAAGAAAACGAUCGACAAGAAGAUUGUUCGGACAGAAAUCGGCGUCCUGCUGCGCCUCUCCCACCCAAACAUCAUCCAGCUCAAAGAGAUCUUUGAGACGGACACCGACAUCGCCCUGGUUCUGGAGCUGGUGACCGGAGGAGAGCUCUUUGACAGGAUCGUGGAGCGCGGCUACUACAGCGAGAGAGACGCCGCCCACGUCAUCAAGCAGAUCCUGGAGGCCGUGGCGUAUUUACACGAGAACGGCGUCGUGCAUCGCGACCUCAAACCCGAGAAUUUACUCUACGCCGACCUUUCGCUGGACGCGCCGCUCAAGAUUGCCGACUUUGGUCUUUCUAAAAUAAUCGAUGAUCAGGUGACCAUGAAGACUGUGUGUGGGACGCCAGGGUACUGUGCUCCUGAGAUCCUUCGAGGGAACGCUUACGGCCCAGAAGUGGACAUGUGGUCGGUGGGCGUCAUCCUCUACAUCCUGCUGUGCGGCUUCGAGCCCUUCUUCGACCCGCGCGGGGACCAGUACAUGUACAGUCGCAUUCUCAACUGCGACUACGAGUUUGUCUCCCCCUGGUGGGACGACGUGUCGCUCAACGCCAAAGAUCUGGUGAGCAAGCUGAUCGUGUUGGACCCUCGCAAGCGUCUGAGCGUGCGCCAGGCACUGCAGCACCCGUGGGUGCUGGGCAAGGCGGCGCGCUUCUCGCACAUGGAUACCACCCAGAGGAAGCUGCAGGAGUUCAACGCUCGCCGCAAACUGAAGGCGGCCAUGAAGGCCGUGGUGGCCACCAGCCGGAUGCACGAGGGCUCGCGGCGUCGGACCGACAGCUGCGAGAUGGCGGCGUCGGCGACGUCCCGCCAGAGCAGCGUGCAGCAGGACCCGCCUCCUGACACUACGGAGCCCACCCCCAAAGACAAGGAGGCCACGCCCUCAGACAGUCAAACAACGCCGACGGACAAAAGGAGCCCCUCCCCUUCUCGCAGCCCCGAACCGCUCAAGCUGGACGCUCCUCCCACUGAGCCCGCCCCCUCCCGACCGCCGCUGCGUGCCGACGGGCUGCGGCAGGCGUCUGUCGUCACGAAGUCCAUGGUGGUCUCGCCCAGACCUCCCCAGAAAAGCUACUCGGUGGUCCUCCCUGCAACGAGGGCUCAGGCCACGCCCCCCAGUCCCAACAGCCUCAGCAACGGCUUUGCAUCAGGGGCGGAGCCUGCCAGUAAGACCUCCCACUGCCAAUGAGCCCCUUUAGUUGGGCUCCCCGCACAGAGACGCUUCCAGAAGAAAAGUACUGCAUGGACGCUAGCUACUUAUGUAAAUAUACGUUAGCCUCACGGACAACAAACAUUUUAAUUUGACUUCAAAGUGCAUGAAAUCAUAAUAUAUCCCCUUGGCUACUGCGCUAGCUCACGCUGGUGAUGCUGUCAGUUUAUGUUUUAAAGCGUACGCUUCUUUAAAGAUUGUAUUCUUGACGCCAUGGUUAGCACAUUAGCGUUUAGCUUAGCCCCAGCGCUCACUCUGAGGCCCAACAGCAACUUUUCGUGGUCUCGUUUGUCGUGUUUCCCGUCACCUUCUGACGCUCAUCUUGGCUUUCCUUAGCUUAGCAUCCACGUCCAAUUCCGGGAGACUUCCUGGUUGCUUGGCAACGGGUGCUGCUGAUGUAAACAGGAAGUCUUUAAUAACAAGGCCACGGAUGACUUCUUGUUCCACUUUCAAAAUUACUUUAGCGUAGCUUCACUUUAGCCACAUUUUGAUGCCAAGCUAAUUUUCUCGGCGUGUUUGGAACACUUCCUGUUUACAACGACAACCACUUGGACUUACUGAUGCAUGCUGGUUCGCAUACCGUUAGCGUGUCAUUGGGCACAUGACUUCCUGCUUGGCUACAAGUGUGCAUGCGGAGGCGGUGGGGUGGGGCUCGGUGUAAAUAGUGUUUCUGUGUGGUCACAUGACACAGACGGGAAGUGACAGCAGUAAAGUUUCCAUCAUUAGAAA
Messenger RNA from Nerophis lumbriciformis (worm pipefish), 2449 nucleotides. RefSeq names its product calcium/calmodulin-dependent protein kinase type IV-like. The record is from RefSeq and is a predicted model, not a curated record. Gene Ontology annotation, biological process: protein phosphorylation. NCBI's taxonomy places the organism in Eukaryota, Metazoa, Chordata, Actinopteri, Syngnathiformes, Syngnathidae. Gene Ontology annotation, molecular function: ATP binding; protein kinase activity.